AUGGUCAUGGGCGACAAGAAGAGCCCGACCAGGCCGAAAAGGCAAGCCAAACCUGCAGCCGACGAAGGCUUUUGGGAUUGUAGCGUGUGCACCUUCAGGAACAGCGCCGAAGCCUUCAAAUGCAGCAUCUGCGAUGUCAGGAAAGGCACCUCCACAAGAAAACCUAGAAUAAACUCUCAGUUGGUGGCACAACAAGUUGCCCAGCAAUAUGCAACCCCACCACCACCUAAGAAGGAGAAGAAGGAGAAAGUGGAAAAACAAGACAAAGAAAAACCUGACAAAGAGAAGGAAAUUAGUCCAAGUGUCACAAAGAAGAACACUAACAAGAAGACUAAACCAAAGUCAGAUAUUGUGAAAGAUCCUCCUAGCGAAGCAAACAGCAUACAGUCUGGGAAUACUACAACAAAGAACAACGACUCAAAUCACACUUCAAGACCCAGACUGAAAAACGUGGACAGAAGUACCGCACAGCAGCUGGCAGUCACAGUGGGAAAUGUCACAGUAAUUAUCACAGACUUUAAAGAAAAGACUCGCUCCUCUUCUACGUCGUCUUCUACAGUGACCUCCAGUGCAGGAUCAGAACAACAGAAUCAGAGCAGCUCGGGCUCUGAGAGCACAGACAAGGGCUCGUCCCGCUCCUCCACGCCGAAGGGGGACAUGUCGGCAGUCAACGAUGAAUCUUUCUGA
Indicator indicator is the source of this 687-nucleotide messenger RNA. It is a transcript of the gene RYBP, whose product is annotated as RING1 and YY1 binding protein. The coding region runs from base 1 to 687 and encodes 228 amino acids. Gene Ontology annotation, molecular function: transcription coregulator activity; DNA binding. Gene Ontology annotation, biological process: positive regulation of DNA-templated transcription. The transcript is spliced from 5 exons. Gene Ontology annotation, cellular component: nucleus. The record is from RefSeq and is a predicted model, not a curated record. NCBI's taxonomy places the organism in Eukaryota, Metazoa, Chordata, Aves, Piciformes, Indicatoridae.